Messenger RNA from Aspergillus alliaceus, 807 nucleotides. RefSeq lists its product as uncharacterized. The record is from RefSeq and is a predicted model, not a curated record. NCBI's taxonomy places the organism in Eukaryota, Fungi, Ascomycota, Eurotiomycetes, Eurotiales, Aspergillaceae. The transcript has 2 exons. The coding region runs from base 196 to 483 and encodes 95 amino acids.
GGGGAGGGGUAAUAUAUAAAAGGGUAUCGAAUGAAAGAUAUAAUGGCGUCCCAGCGGAUUCUUUCAUUCAUUCGUUCUUGUCACUCAUUGCAUCUCGUUCAAUCUACUUAAGUCCUUCGUUUUAUAUACUGCGUGAAGACAUCUACACUUUUCUUAACUUUUCUUGACUUGAUAACCUCUUUAUAAUCAAUAUGAAUGCCCCUUCGAAAGAAGCAACCGUUUUCCUCGUCCUUCUCGGCUGUAUCGUUGUUGUCCUCAUCGGUUAUGCAAUACAUUCUCUCGCAACGAAUGGGUUCCAAGACGAAGAAAAGGAAGACGAGAUAUCAUAUGAGCAAAGGAAAUAUAUGCGCGAGGUUCGACUACGAAACAUACACUGGCUCGCUCUUGCAGCCCGGGGUAGCCGGGGUGUCCGAGACAUUGAAGUGGCCAUUCCGAUCAACCAGGAACGUGAGAAACAUCAGGAAUGAGUUACACGAGGCAUAAGAAAUGGGUUAUCUCUCUAUCGGAGAUAGUUACAUUAUACAGGUCCUAGGGGUACGCAUCACUACUUCCGCACCGUGGUGGAUGCCUUGGCUUGAUUAACCUAGCACAAUUGGACUCGGGCUGCUCCGGAAAUCAUGAGCUUACGACGUUAAAGUCCGCACCGAGUAUGUUAUAGAAUCAUGAUCUCGCUAGGUCCGUGGUUGUUUGGCAGACACGUUAACAGUCUAGACAUCAUGUGAAUGACUAGAUGCCAAAAAAAGCGCUUGAACAAUACCAAAUAUAUGUCUUAUUUUUACAUCAAAUUCAAUAACAGCGUGUUAGUCC